Molecule: messenger RNA, 5442 nt
Organism: Diorhabda sublineata
Lineage: Eukaryota; Metazoa; Arthropoda; Insecta; Coleoptera; Chrysomelidae
Gene: Chi
Product: LIM domain-binding protein 2
Exons: 9
Coding region: 329-2098 (589 amino acids)
Biological process (GO): nervous system development; negative regulation of transcription by RNA polymerase II; positive regulation of transcription by RNA polymerase II
Cellular component (GO): transcription regulator complex; nucleus
Molecular function (GO): LIM domain binding
Source: RefSeq, a predicted model, not a curated record
AUAGUGCUGUGGUUGUGUAGGUAGGUGCUUUGUAAACACCUAACAAAUGGCGGCUCAUAAACAUGCGCCUUCUACAGAUUCUGUUUAUUAUACCUCCGUUGGUGAAUCUCGUGUGAAUCUGUAAGAAAUUAAUGCGGUGUAUUUCUGUUUUAUUGAUUGAAAACAACUGUUUGAUUUAUAAAAGUGAUAUUAGUGACAUUUCUUGAGUUUAGUCUAGAUUUCUUAAUAAAAUCCGGGUGUUCGCGUGCGUAGUUAUGUGGAGUUUUAUAACAAUUAACAAACUGCACCCCAGUGACGAAAAUGAAACGAGAGAACGGAUAUUGAAACGAUGAAACAAGUUCGAGUACCCAGAAAGUCAAAAUGCCCUAGCCGUCGAGUAGCGCCUUCCAUCACGCUGCCAGUCACCCUGGAGGACCCUGCCACUAAUUGGAAGGGACCGCCGCCCGGUUCGGAACCCCAAAGUUUCGCACAAGGGCCAGCCAAUUCGUUUUCAGGGCCACCGGCUGGCUUCCAAGGACCCUCGCCAUUUCAAGGCCCGCCGGCGGGGGCUGGGUCGCCAGCCGGUGCGCCUCCAUACCAGGGGGGUCCUCCACCGGGUUCAACUACACCCCAAUACACCGCUUCACCGGCUCCAUCAGGUUCGUCGACCCCUGGACCUGGUCCGCCGCCUAACGCGGGUUUUCCACCUCCAAAUAGUGCCGGUCCGCCGUACAAUGGUCCAGGACCGGGUCCUUUCGGUUCUCCGUCGGCGGGAGGACCUCCGUUCGGCCGACCCGGGUCUUCAGGACCUCCUUUUGUUGGAGGCCCGGGUCCUACCGGUAACCACUUUCAACAUUUCGGUCCCGGUCCUGGUUUCGGAAUGCCACCGGGGUCACCAUUCGGGCCUGGUCCAGGACACCCCAUGUCGGGACCCAUGGAGCCGGCUCACGGAAUGAUAUCUAGGCAAAUGGGCGGGCCAAUACCUGUUGAACAAGGAUCUCUUCCUGUUCCUAGGCGGCAUACACCUUAUUUUGGUCAACCAGAUUAUCGGAUCUAUGAACUAAAUAAAAGGCUGCAACAGAGAACUGAAGUAGAUAGUGAUAAUCUUUGGUGGGAUGCAUUUGCAACGGAGUUUUUCGAAGACGAUGCAUCUUUAACUUUAGCAUUUUGUUUAGAAGAUGGUCCCAAACGAUACACUAUUGGAAGGACGUUAAUUCCAAGGUAUUUUAGGAGUAUUUUUGAAGGUGGAGUGACUGAAUUGUAUUAUAAUAUGAAACACCCCAAGGAGUCCUUCCACAAUACUAGUAUUACUCUAGACUGUGAUCAGUGCACUAUGAUAACACAUCAUGGUAAACCUUUAUUUACCAAGGUGUGUACAGAGGGCCGCUUAAUUCUAGAAUUUACUUUCGACGACUUGAUGAGGAUAAAGUCGUGGCAUUUCGCCGUUAGGACGCAUCGAGAAUUAAUUCCAAGAACGGUAGUCGGUAUGCAUUCCCAACAGGAUCCCAGUAUGUUGGACCAACUAUCGAAGAACAUCACAAGGCAGGGCAUCACCAAUUCUACGCUUAAUUAUUUGAGGUUAUGUGUGAUAUUAGAACCUAUGCAGGAACUUAUGUCUCGACAUAAGGCAUACGCUUUAAGUCCCAGGGACUGCCUGAAAACGACGUUAUUUCAGAAAUGGCAGAGGAUGGUUGCGCCGCCGGGUAAGAGAGAAUCUCAAAGGCCGGCGAAUAAACGACGAAAAAGGAAAGGAUCGAAUUCAGGAGGGGCGGCCAAUAAUGCAGCACCGGCGCCAAACAAAAAAAGAUCUCCGGGGCCUAAUUUUUCCUUAGCGUCGCAGGAUGUGAUGGUUGUGGGUGAACCUUCAUUGAUGGGUGGAGAAUUCGGAGACGAAGAUGAGCGACUGAUAACUAGGUUAGAAAACACCCAGUACGACGCCGCCAAUUCCUUAGACCAUGACAACCAUGGCUUCCACGCUGCUGACUCGCCGAUGCCAGGAUCAAAUUCGUGGGGAGCGGGAGUGGGGGAUAGGGGCGGACCGGGAGGAGUCGGUUCACAACAAGGGAAUACCCCUUCCAACCAGGACUCUGAUAAAAAAUCCCCGGCAGUGAGCCAGUGAUAAUAGUUUUUUUUUUCUUUAUAAAAACAAUGAGAAUCUCCGAGUCAGUAUUUUUUUAUUGUACUUCAAGUAUUUCAGUGGUUAGAUUGAUUUUUUUUUUAAAUUGGACUUUUUUCACUAAAAAAAUGACAUUUUUUUGUAUACCAAUGUUUUUAUUAAAAUAUACGGAAGUAGAAACGAAUUUCGUCUUAAAUAUAUGGCCUUAUUAGAUUAAAUAAGUUUUAAAUUUAUUCUGAAGCCAACCAAGAUAUUUGUUUGUUUUAUAAUUUAUCGUAAAAUUGUUCUACUUCCUGUAUAUGAACCAAAUUUGUUAUUUUGAUAAAAAAUUGCAGUGUUUAAUUAAAUUUGAUAAGGUUCCUCCAAUUUUACUGUAAUUUUCGCCAAAGCUUUUCCUUGAUUAAAGAAAAUAAUUCCUUAAAGGAUUUUUACCAACAAAGCUUCGUUUAUCCCCCAGCCCCCUUCAUCUUUGAAAAUAAUGAUUUUAGAUAAAAUAGUAUCAAAUACAAAAUAUAGCUCAUAAAUAGCUCUAUAAAAAAGAUUAUGUACAUUUUUCACAUAAACUAAUUCUUUUGGCUGUUAUGACCCAAAAUAUAUCAGCAGGAAUCAAAUCUAUUAGCCCAAUCUGAUCUCUUCCAAGUGUUCAUGAAAAAAAAAAUCAAUUUCAUUCUUACUGAAAUAUUUUGGGUCAUAACAGCCAAAAGAUUAAGUUUGCGUGAAAAAUGUACAUGACCUUUUUUAUAGAGAUAUUUAUGAGCUAUAUUUUGUGUUUGAAAGUUUUUUCUCUAAAAUCAAUAUUUUCAGAGAUAUUUGAAGAGGGCUGGGGGCCAUCAAGGGUAAAAUUACUUUUGGAGAAUAUCUUCUCUAAUGACGAACAAGCUUUGGCAAAAUUGGGAAUUUCAUUCAUUAUUCACAUAGUUUUUUUUAUUUUUCUAAAGAGAUUAGCUAUUUUUGAAAUAUCGACUCCAUCCUUCAACUUCUUUUGUUUUAAAUAAAAGUCCAAAUAACCAAACCGUUUGAGUUUGUGGUUGAAUGGAACGAUUUUUGGUCUGCCAGGCAAAACGAACUGAUUUCAAAAUAAGAAAUUUGUCAUUUCAUGUGAUGAGCAUGUUUUUACUGCCCUAACAACCAAUUUGUAUAUUAAUUGUUUAUAAAAAUGUUCAAAAUUUAUUAUUUUAUCCUGUUCUUGAGUCUAUUAUAUUGUGUACAAUAAUGUCUCACCUUGUGUAAAUAUAUUUCUAAUUUCUUUUUAUUUCUAGAAUGUUUUAAUAUGUUUUGGUUGAUUUUAGGUCUCUUCUGAUUGAUAUAAAGUUUUUUGAAAUAAGUAAAAAAUUGACGUUCCGACAGAAAUAAGUCAAAAUGACAAUUUUUUAUGUUUUUUAAAAUUAAUUUUCUAUCUAAAGAGGCUUAAAAUUAGGAAGAUUUAUCGGGAAAAUGAAUUUCUAAUUUUAUGAGUUUUAAAGAAUAUGAAUUAAUAAUUUUGAGAAUUAAUUCUAUUUUAAUUUUUAUAGAGAAUGUUUUCGUUGUUGUUCCCCCAGUUGAAAUAAAUCAUUUUUUAGUCAUUUUAAGAACAAUUUGUGUCAUUUUCUAAUCAAUUUAAAUUUUGAACAUUUUUAUAUGAAAAAAAUAUGCUGUAAUUAUUUUUAAAAUAAAUUUUAAUAAAAUCCCUGCAAUGUCUACUUGAGAAAUAAUCGAGUAGGUGAAAUUUAGUGCAAAAAUGUGGUAAGAAUAGCAAAUUGUUUUGUCUUUAUUCAAACUAUUGUAUCAUGAUAGUAUUUUUUUUUAAUUUACGGGCGUAGAAAAGUAGCUUUUAAAUUUCAUUAAAAAUAUAAUAUUUCAAUAUUAAACCGACUACUGCUACCUGUCUACGCCCCCUUGUGUUGUGUACGUAAUUUAAACAGAAAAAAAAUACAAAGGGGUACAUCGUAAAGUUGAUUUUUUAAACAAUAAAUGUGUUUUAAAAUUUUUAUAGAUUUUAUGAUGUAAAUAGUUUUUUUAUUGAAAUAUUAAUGUAUAAAAAAACGGUUUCCUCAAAAGUGAAUUGAAUUAAAAAUACUUGAAGUAUAAAACGGAAGUUACAAGAAAUUCAGGAAACGAGUAAAGGUAAUCAACAUUAUUUUCGAUAUGAAUACAAAAAAUUGGUCAAAAGGAACAAAAUUACGAUAAAAUUAUAAAUUGUACUAAAGCAGAAGAAUUGAUCUGUGGAAUUAAUCAUUUCCCUCCUCAAAAAAAACUGACGAGGUCAUAAAGAAUAAGUAAAUAUCAAUUCGUAUUAAUUAUAACAAACAGUGGAAUUCACAGUGUUACUAGAACGUAUAAAGAACCAAAAGUACAAAAAUUAUGAAAUUAUAAAUUUAUUAUUUAUAUUUUUUUGAAAGAUACUAAAAACUAAACAUCUAACAGUGGAAUUCUUCAAUCAAUUCAAUAAAGGAACUGAAAAAGGAUUCAAUGAAUAAGGAAAUUAUGAAAUUCGCGAAGUUUUCAAAAUAUUGGAAUUGAAAAAUUUAUAGUUUCCCUCAUGAAGAAAUGAAAAAAAAAAAAAACAACAACCAGAGGAGUCCUAAAGAAAACGUGAAUUAUAAUUUAUGAAGUUUAAAAUUUAUUAGUUUUUAGAAAAAUAUUUAUUCAUCCAAGAAUCUUGUUGUGAUGUAUGUAGCAGUACAUAACAUCAAUCCGUCUACUUCUAACCUGCCCCUAAACUUUUUGAGUAGGAGAGAAGUUGGGACAAUAAAAAGACUUCGCAUCAAUCAUACAAAACUUACUAUUUGAUGUUGUUAGAAAGUCGUCCUGUCUACCAAAGUUGUCACGUUCCUGUUUCUCUUAAGCACAUCUUCCCUGACUGCAGAUACCUCAUACCAGCAGUUUGAUAUUAAAAUCACUCCCCUCAAAAUAAUCAACAAUAUAAAGAAUAAAAAAAGGGGUAUUUAAAAUCAGUUUACAAUUAUUUUGAAGAAUUUAUAUCCUUAUUAGCAAAUUUUUAUUCAAAUAUAGAAUGCCAGAAAUAUUUUUAUCAUUAAUAAAAACCCUUCGGAACCCACACCUGUAAUUGUACUCCCACCAAAUGUCUAAAAUCUUGGUGUAAUAUUUACAAAAAAAAAAAUGUUCCAAAUAAAACUCUUCUGCAUUGCUUAACUUGCCCUAAAGCAGUUUUUGAUCUAAGCAUAACGAUUUUUUAAACUUUACACACCUUAUGAUUCUUCUUGAGUCUCAACAGUUGUUCCCCUUAUUUCUACGGUCGAUAGCCACUUCAUUGUUAUCCACAAUCCGAAAGAUUUCUAUAAUUCUGUCUCAAAUUUGUCUUGGUACAUUAACAUUGUGGAAGAAAAUUUUCGUGAAAACUUUUAAUA